This is a messenger RNA of Brachypodium distachyon (stiff brome), 552 nucleotides long. Its product is annotated as probable transcriptional regulator RABBIT EARS. Bases 1 to 552 code for a protein of 183 amino acids. Lineage: Eukaryota; Viridiplantae; Streptophyta; Magnoliopsida; Poales; Poaceae. The transcript has a single exon. The record is from RefSeq and is a predicted model, not a curated record.
AUGGCGCCCGCGAGCAGCACCGAGACGAAGCACAUUACGCUGCACAACUUCCUCAAGCAGCAGCACCUGCUGCAGCAGCGGCUCAAGCCGGCCGCGGCCGCCGUGCUCUGGAGCUGGCCCGUGCCGACCCGCGGCGCGCCCGCGCACGACGAGGAUGCCGAUGGCGGCGCGUCCUGGCCGCCGCGCUCCUACACGUGCGCCUUCUGCCGCCGCGAGUUCCGCUCGGCCCAGGCGCUCGGCGGCCACAUGAACGUGCACCGCCGCGACCGCGCCAAGAUGCGCGGCCACUACGCCGCUUCCGCCGCCGCCUCGGCGCUGGCGCCGCCUUCGUCCCCGUCUCCGGCCGAUGAGCCCGCCGUUGCGGCGGCGGAGUACGCGCUGAUUUACCCCGUGCUGAACUCCAACAAUGGCGCGCGGGGGGUGUUCAUACCGGGCGCCGGCGGCAACGUGCUGCUCUCGGCCGCGCCCAUGGAGCUGGGCCGCCGGUGCGAGCUAAGUGACGAUGAGAACGAGAGCAGCAUUGACCUAGAGCUGCGCCUCGGCUGGCCAUGA